This is a messenger RNA of Schistosoma haematobium, 10132 nucleotides long. Its product is annotated as WD repeat-containing protein 81. The transcript has 28 exons. NCBI's taxonomy places the organism in Eukaryota, Metazoa, Platyhelminthes, Trematoda, Strigeidida, Schistosomatidae. Gene Ontology annotation, biological process: aggrephagy. The coding region runs from base 214 to 6402 and encodes 2062 amino acids. The record is from RefSeq and is a predicted model, not a curated record. Gene Ontology annotation, molecular function: phosphatidylinositol 3-kinase regulator activity; protein binding; peptidyl-prolyl cis-trans isomerase activity. Gene Ontology annotation, cellular component: mitochondrion.
CUCUUCAAGGUUGGUUUGUUUGGGUGCUGUCGGUAAUUAGUAUAUUGGUAGAAUUAGUGCUGAGGUGAGUCUGAACUUAAUUAAUUGCUUUGAGACCGCUCGCAUUGAAGAAAUUUACGAGUGUAUUUUUCCCCAUAAUUUACACUGAACUUUUAGAGGCAUCGAUAGUUCACAUUUUGUAUAUAUUCCAGUGCAAUCCAGUUGGUUUAUAUAAUGAAAAAAAGGAAGGUUUGGAAGUUUCGAAUGUCAUCUUUGAAUUUUCAAGUAAACCACCACAAUCACACUACUCAGUUUAGUGACUUCUUAAGUGAACUAAAAAAAGCAGAGUUAGCGCACUUAUGGCGUAGCUGUUUUAAUAACCAUCGAAGUAUCUUGCAAAAUAAUAUCCACUGUCGUGUAUCAAAGACAACGACUUGCAAAUCAAUUUUGGAUAAUUUUAUGGAUGUACUUUCAAACCCACAGAAUUUGAACUUCGUUAAAUGUCUUAAUUGCACAUAUAAUCAGAAUGAACUCAUGAUGGAUUAUGAUGUUGUUGGAGUAUCUCUCUAUGAUGUAAUCAAGUAUAGUCCCGGCCGUCUAAAAAAUCACAACACACUGUUAUUUCUCACUUAUCAGGCAAUUCAUACCAUCACUCAAUUACACGAAAUAAAUUUACCCCAUAGUGGUAUAACAUUGGAUAAUAUAUUUGUAGACGAAAAGUUCAACAUCUUUCUUGGUCUCCCAAAAGCCAUUGACUUUCUGUCAAACAUGAAGACAAAUGAGUUAAACGAAGAGGAAAAUACCACAGUAAUCGAUAUUGCGGUGUGCAGUAGUAGUAAGCUGUCCACGAUGACAACUAAUUGGAUACUUCACAAAGUUACAAACUAUGAUUACCUGAUGUUUCUAAAUGAACUGGCUGGUCGACAUAAGGGGGAUCCAUCAAACAGUGCAAUUUUACCAUGGAUAACAAAUUUUGAUACGCCUUUGGGACAGCUAAGGGAUUUAACAAAAUCAAAGUAUCAUUUGUGUAAAGGAGAAGAUCAAUUGGAUGCAAAUUUUACGACAUCUCUAUAUAAUCAUACAAUAUCUAAGCGUCCUAGUUGGCCACUAGGUACUUAUAAUGUGGAAGAAGAUUAUGAUAUUAGGAAUCAUCAUCAGGAUUUUAUGAAAUUGUGUAAUGAUUUGGGUACCUGUAGUAUAAGUAAUGCAGAUACCAACUUGGCGUGCAAUAAUGUAGAUGCAUGUAUAUCUAAUGAUAACAGGAAAAAUAAUACGAAUUAUACUUUUUCUCCUCACCAUUUGUUGGAUAUAAUGCCUGAUUUAGCAUACUACACAUACAUGGCUAGAAAAACUCCCUUGUCCUUGUUGACACAGUUUGUACGUCCUGUUUAUCAACCUCAAGAAUUUCCAACGACUAUUGCACGAUUAUAUGAAUCUACUCCAGACGAAUGCAUCCCGGAGUUUUUCACAGAUCCGUCAGUUUUCUCUUCUGUUCACCCCGAUAUGGCUGACCUUGGCCUGCCGUCUUGGUGUUCUUCUCCUGAAGAGUUUAUUAAAUAUCACUCUAAACUUCUGGAAAGUGAUGAAGUAUCUAGUAAUUUGCACCACUGGAUCGAUCUAAACUUUGGAUACAAAUUAUUUGGUUCAGCUGCAGUGAAUGCUAAAAAUGUUCAUCUAGAAUUGGCAGGUGAUCAAACUGCUUUACGUUGUACUGGUGUCGUAUGUUUAUUUCGUACACCACAUCCUCAAAGAAUUUGUAGUAAAAAAUUAUCAAGAUAUUUUGGUGCGACACUACCAGAUAUAUUUCAAAUGGAUGUAAAUCCUCCAACUUCUAAACACAAUUCAGUUGGUAUGAAAAUGCAUGCAAAUAACUCUCCAAAUGAAGUGUCUUGGAGAAAAAACAAUCAUACUCUAGCGAAGUCGAUUUCUAGUUCUAAGGUUAAUCAUACUAUAAAUCUGCCGACAGGCGAUAGAGAUCUAUGUUUCAAAAAUAGAAUAUGGCUUCCUGAUGAUUAUGAUCCGUUAGAAUUAAUUAAUAUGCAUCAAAAUCUGUGCAAAUUUCUGUACAUUGAAACACAUAUACAAGAUUUAAAUGGUCUAGAACUUAUUCAGUCAUCAAAGCUGAAUACUUCUGAUAAUGAUUUUGACAAUUUAUUCAAAAUUGAUCUCGAAUCAUUGGCUUGUCUCAUUGUUGAAUUAAGUUUAUUUUCAAUAGUCAAUUAUGUUGAAGUUAAUAAAUGGAGUCAUGGGGAACGUGUUAAUUUUGCACGUUUGCAAGCACGUUUACAUUGGGAUAAAAUACCAAAUUGUCUUCAUGAUGCUGUCAAUUCUGUUUUACAUCCAUUUGAUCAAAAUCUUAUUGGAGAACAAUUUGAUGAACGUUUUUUACCAACUGUAGAUAUUUUUCUUCAUUUAAUAUGUGAAUUUCCACCUUAUAUUUUCGAUUUAUUAUAUAUUCGAGAUUGGCUAAUUAAUAUCGAUUCCAACCAAUCGUUUCAACAGUUACAAUCGUUCUCACCCUACAUACCAAAAACAUGCUUGCUUUCAGCAUUUUUCCCUAGUAAUCAUCAAAGUGAAUUGUAUAAUCUGGUAAAUUUGUCAACUGUUCACAUUCCAAUUGAUGUAAUCAGAUUACUAUAUCCAUAUAUUCAAUCAGCAGUGUAUGCAAAUCCUAAUUGGUUUGUGAAUAUUUUAAAUUCAUCCAAAAUGUUAGAGCUGUUUUCAACAAUAGGAGGUCUUGAAUUCAUACGAUCACAUCUUCUCCCACUAAUUAUCUAUCUAUACAAACCUGAACAACUUAAACGUAUGUCAAGUGAUAUCUCCCCGAGAAUUCCUCUUGCUUUAUUAUAUUCACGUUUAUUUCUACGUCGUUUAUUGGCUUAUUUAAAUGUGAACACAUUUCUUGUACAUAUUUUACCUUAUAUAACCCUUAGUCUUAUUGGUGGCAGUAUAAACGCUUUAUCUGAUGAAAAUAUUGUAUGGCAUCAAAGAAGUUAUGCUGGCCUUACAAAUGAACAAAUAGAUUCUAAGAAUUCAAAUACUAACCAAAACACGCCUGAAUCAUUGAGUCGCAAUCUAGAAUUAAAUGAUGAAUCUUUAAUAUAUGAUCAAGAGGAAAAUAUAUCAGCACAUUGCGAUUUAUUGUUUUAUAAACAAGAUGUUCUGAAUGUAGAUGAGAUUGGAAUUGAUCUUCGGAGUUUAAUAAAUGAUGAAGAAUUUCAAUUCUUAGAAGAUGCUAAAAGUUUAUCUAUGUUCACUUGCGUAAAGUCCAAUGAAGAAGAAUGUGAUGUUAGUGGCAAAUCGCUUAACAGUUGUGCAAAUGAUGUAACAUCAGCAAUUUCUCUUCAUUCCUCAAAUUCCAUCACGCAUAAUUGUAACGUAUCACAAUUGUUACAUGACAGUUUAACCGAAGAUAAAUCUGUUUGUGGUGAACCGAAGAAGGUUUCAUUUUCAAAUAAAACAUCCUUUAAUAAUAGUAAUAGUAGUAGUAAUUGUUCUAAUAUAAGCAGCAUUCCACCAAUCACUGCAGCUAUGGAUAGUCUUGAUUGGCUUUCUAGACGUAUUGGUCCUGUAAUGACGAUUAAAUAUAUUGUUAAGUAUUUAUUAACUACAUUGACAUUGUGCUAUGAAGGUAAAAGUCAACUAUCUGUUAAUAAUAUUUCAUCUGACAAAUGUUUACAGAUUAAUAAUCGUCCAUUAAUUGGAGAUCGUUCAGCAUUUAGUGUUUUAAGAUGUUUAGUACAGUUAGUACAAAUUUAUGGUGUAUCUAUUGUUAUAGAUAUAUAUUUACCUUAUGUUAUAAAAACAAUCACAUCGAUUAUUACUAAUCUUAAUCCUGUAUUAUCAGAAUGUAUAAAUAUUAAUAAUUUAAAUCAAACUAAUAAUCAUUGUAUAAAUCCAUUGGAAUCUGUUACAAGUAAUGAAGCAAUUGUAUCGACAAUGUUAUUCAAUUUUAAUUAUCAUUAUUUAGCACGACUCGUUGGAGUUCUUACUUUAUUGUAUCAAAUUGUUAUCUAUAUACCGGAUAAUGAACUUGUUGAAUUAUUACAAGAAUCCAUUAUACAAGACAUUCUUAUUAAAGCAGUUCAAAUGUCUGGUCGUUUAGAUAUUAGUUUUCCCGGUGGUGUUAUUGGACGUCGUGCUGUUCUAUAUAAAUUUAUUAAUGUUGUCUAUAUAAUUGGUUUAAGAGUUGGUUUUGAAUUGACACGUACUCAACUAACAUCAAUAUUUCAAGUAUUUUUCGCACUUUUCGAUCGUGUUAUCAAUACUGCUGCUACAAAAUGCAUUUUAAAAGACAAUUGCUUAUUUGAUGGUAAUAAUAAUGAUAAAUGUCAACAACGUUGUGUUGAUGAUCCAGAACUACAGUUCACAGCAACAUCUCAAGUAACAAAUGUAGAAGAGAUUGCACAAAAGUCAAAUCAAACUAAUAUCUUUACUGAAUUAAUUGAAACAUUCGAUUGUGAUCUCGCUCGACUGGCAUAUAUUUCAUUUUGUCAUCUCGCUGGUGGCACAUAUAUUGAUGAUUGUUUAUACAAUACACAAUCUAUUCAAAAAUUAAUUAAUCAACUGAUAUCUAACGAAUCAAAUGAUACACUGAAACAAUCGUGUUCUGAUGAAUCUAAUAAAACAACAACCAUUUCUAACGAUGCUGCUGUUAACGUUCAAGAUGUUCAAUUGUCAAAUCGUAGUAAAAUUGAUUUUGAAGCUACUUUAUUUGCUAGUUCAGCAUUGUGUAACGACUGCAAUUUUCAUUUGCGUGGUGCUUGGCGUCAAGUUAUUUAUGAAGUCCUUGAGACUAGCUCCAACCAGUCAGCUUCCCUUCCAAAGUACCAUGGUAUACAAGUGGCUGCAUUCACAGGCCAUAUUAACAAAAUCAAUUGUGUCACGCAUUUAAAUACUGAAAAUUGUUUCAUUACAACAAGUCGUGAUAAAACAGUUCAGUUAUGGUCAUUAACUGAUACUUAUAAUUCUGAUCAACAUUCUAUAUCCAUCAAUCAUAAAAUAACUAAUAAUAAUAAUGUGAAUAAUUCAAACAAAAGUCUACCUAUUGAUUCAAGUAAUCAUGUAGUUGCUCGUCUAGUAUACAGAGCACAUAGAAAAUCUGUAAUUGCUGCGCAUUAUCUGGAACCUUAUCGAUUAGUGGCUUCUAUUGAUAGUUGUCUAAUCUUCUGGGAUCCAUCGAUGGGAAAAACAGUAAGAUCCAAUAAUCAAAGCGAAAAUUCAAGUUGGCAAAAUCUAACUGCAAUAAAUUGUAGCUCUGUUCCUUAUGGAGCUGUUAUCUGUUCUGACCAGUCAGGUUUUGUACACCUUAUAGAUCCCCGUGCUGUGUGUUCCGGAAGAACAGGGAGUUUACGUUUCCAUAGUGGUGCAAAUUUAGCUUCAUUUCUAAUAAACAAAGAACGCUCAAAAUUUGAAACUCCUAUCAAUGAAUCAAUCAAGCAUACAAGAUAUAAUACGAAAUUAUGCUCUCCUUCUUUUUACAAUCAGUCUACAAUGGAUUUAUCUAUCACAAAUAUUAUGAUGAACAUAACUAAUCAAUUUCAACCGUAUCAUUUAUCAAUUAAUUCGUUUACUAAUACAAACAGUAAUUCUCCAAUUUCUUCUCUACUAAAUGCUAAUACAAAUAUGACUGGUUUGUUAAAUUGUUUAACAACUAGUCGAAAUGGUUAUUAUUUAUUGUGUGGUUUUACAACAGGCAUAAUUACUGCAUUAGAUCUACGAAUGGGACAAGUUAUUCACAUAUGGAGAGAAUAUCAGGAUUCAGUAGUUGAUAUUAUCCCACAUCUUUUGAAUGGAUUUAUAUCAUGUAACGACCGAAGUUUGUCAUUCAUUAAUCCAACUAAUUUAUCAAAAUUCAAUCAGCAUUCGUUAUCAACUUCAUAUAGUGAAUUAGAAACUUUUAAUUAUUUACCGAAUAAACCCACAAUUGUUUUAAAACCAAAAUCUAUUCGAAUCCCAUCAACGCUCCAGAAUAUCACAUGUUUAACUAAACAUCAAGAAAAUCCUAUAUUUUGUGCUAAUUCUCUACCUUCAUCAUAUCCAUUACCGAGUACAAGUCGUUUCCCAAUUUUUGGCAGUGGAAGUGGAAUCGGAGGAACAAAUAAUGUAACUAUUAACUCAGAUAAAUCAUCAUUGUCAUCCAUAAUAAACGAGACAUCAACUACACCGCUGUCAACUGUUACAACAGUACCACAACCAUACUACAAUACUACUAAUAAUAAUAGUGGAACAAUAUUAGCAACUUGUUCAUAUCCAUUCAAUAAUAAUAAUGAUAAUAAUAAUAAUAUAAAUGAAAACUUUUAUACAUUAGGCAGAAUUUCUUCACAUUUUCUACGUGGUUCCAUUAGUGCCAUUAGUUCAUUAUCAGAAAAUAAUUUAUUAUUAAUAGGAAGUGAUACUGGUGCAUUAAGUUUAUUAUAUUAAAGUUAAAUCAAUUAUGUAAAAUAGUUUAGAAUGAAAUUUUCAAUAGUGAUUUUGAAGAAAAAAAAAGGCAUUUCAUGUUGAUUUGUUUAUUUUGUUUUUUUUUUUGUUUGUCGAUAUUAUUUACAUACUAACAAAAUGUGUAUUACACAAUAGAUCAAUUUAAGUAAACAGCACUAUAAUACACAAAUAUAUAUUCACUUAUUCAAACAUUCUGAAGUCACUGUACUAUUCUUAUUAUUAUUAUUACCAUUAUUAACAUUCCUUUAUGGUGAAAUGAGAAACACUAGAUCAUUUGAAUACUUUGUUAUACAUAUAUGUGUAUACUUUUGUAAACCGUUAUUUAAUUUACACUGAUCUCGAUAAUAAUAAUGAUUGUAUCAAAAAUGAUUUUGUGCUGUUUUUCCAAUGAAUUAUUUUUCAAUGUUAAUAAUAAUAAUCACUGUUUAUUCCUACUUUUUUUAUUAUUUACUCUAUUUUUAUGACUCUUAUGUUUUCUGUUUUGGUCAUCCGUUAGCAACUUACUUUUUAUUAAAUGCUGAAAUAUUGAAUUUUUGUUAUUUUCCCCUUUAUUUUUCUCAAAUACAAUGAAACGAAUAUUAAAAUGUAAAUGAUGACUUUAUGUGUUUUAUCCUUUUUAGUAAAAGAAAAAAGGAAAAAAGAAAGAGAAAACGAAUAAACACCAGACUUCUUUUGAAUGAUGUGUGUGAUUUAAAUCCAUAGAUGACAUUUUGUUUUUUAAUUAUAUUUAAUUGUAACUGAAUGUAUUAGGUUAAACAACAAUUUUAAUUUUUGUAGUCUUGAAAGGAAUCUACGGAAACGCAAGGGAUUAAGAAUCAACCAAUCGAGUUUAUUAUGUGGCAGUUAUAUUAAUGGCAGCUUCUGUAUUUCUUGUAAAAAUUUAAUAUUAUUAAUAACAUUAAUUUUUUCUUCGAUAAUUUGACAUGAAUUGAACACACACAUAUACUUCUCUCUCUCUCUCCCUCUCCCUCUCUCUCUAUCUUAUCAGACAAUAAUUUUGGAAUAAUCAUUUUCCCUGUUGCUCUUUUGCUUCAGAAUAUUAAUUUUGAAUGAUUUUCCUCAUUUGUUAAUAAUUUAAACUGGAAAGAUAAAAGAAUUCAUGUACAUUUUUAUAUGUUCUUUUACACGUUCGUCCAUGUACAUAUAUAUAAUUGAAGUAUGCUAAAUGAUGGUUGGAAAAUCAUAUAAUUUUAAAUUUGAUGAAACUCAGUAACCAAGUUCACAUUUAGAUACUGUUUAUUUACUGAAAUCCGAAUAAGUGUAGUGGGAUAGGAAGUUGAUUAUUAAUGAUGGAUUAGCUAUAGUACAUAUUUUAAAUGAAAUUGCACGGUUUUAUAGAAUGUCACUACAUUUACUUGUAAUUUAACUGAAGUUUAAGCGCCUAAAGCAAUUAAAUUUGAUUAUGCUCUGCAUAAAAGCUGUUUCAUGUACUGGAUUUAACCAAAACAGUUCUAUGCUUGAUAGGGUUCUUUAGGAUGAAUAACAAAAUGUUGUUUAGUUAAAUUAUUACUCAACCCUUUAUUUUGACAGGAUCUUUGUUCUUAUAUCACAUUAAAUUUUGUGUGUUAAUCUAAAACAGAUGUAUGAAGGUUAGAAAUGAUGAUCUGUUAUUAAUAUCAGAAUAUAAUUUACAAAUAAAUGAAUAAUAUAUAUUCAUAAAGAACCCUUUUAGUGCACUUAUCCGUAGUGAUCAUUUGUUUCAAUAUUAUAUCACUAUUAGUUUUUCAGUGUUACAUGUUUGUACCUAUCCUGAUUGAUCUGAUUCUUAAGGUUAUCGAAUAAAAGAGCAUACAUUUGGAGUACUGAAUCUCUUGUAAACAAAGUUAUUUUGAAUGACUCAACCUUGAUCAGUUUUCUUAAUUACAAGUUCGUCAGUUAGAGUUAAGGAUUACUGGAAAUCUGUAUCGAAAUGCAUUCAGACUUCCUAUUAGUUCCAAAUGGUGACGAAAUAAGCUAUUCAGUCCUUGCCACUUGUCCAACCGACCUGUCUAUGAUAAGCUACCAGAUUGAACAAAGCGUCAUUAACUACCUAACCAAACUUGUAUUAAGCUGACUUUUAAUUUAUAAAUCACCUACAUUUUUUCCUUUCCAUAUAACCUUUUCAGAAUAAUAAUUGUUUAUUCGAUCGCUGAAUAACACCAAUUUUAUUUUGCUUUUAUCUUUCACAGCCAUUGCUAGAACUAAUAAUAAAAACAAUAUCAUGCCAAAGUCGUCUGCUAAAAGUGACAAUUCAAAAAGUGGUAAGAUGAGUGGAAAAAGUUCAACUAAUUCUAACAAUAAAACUGAUAAUGCAUCAUCAACCGGCUCUGGUAAACAGUCCAAGUUGGCAAAUGCGGUGAAGGUACGUCAUAUACUAUGUGAAAAACAAAGUAAAUGCUUAGAAGCUUUAGAAAAACUUAAAAAUGGUAAACGUUUUAAUCAAGUAGCAGAAAUGUACAGUGAAGAUAAAGCUCGUUCAGGGGGUGAUCUAGGAUGGAUGUCCCGUGGAUCGAUGGUCGGUGCAUUUCAAGAUGCAGCAUUUAACUUGCCUAUAUCAACUUUAGAAAAUCCCAAGUACACUGAUCCUCCAGUUAAAACACAGUAUGGAUAUCAUAUUAUCAUGGUUGAGGGAAGACGAUAAAAUAAAAAACAAAUAAUCUCUUCGUUUGUUUGAUUGAGGUUCACUAUUUUUGGAAUACACUAUGAUGUAUUAUAGUAUACAAUGUAUUUGUUAAAUAUUAAAUGUGAAUAACAUCAGUUAUUUAUAUUUCGCAUGGCAUGAAACAUAAUAAAUAUCGUUGUACGUUCAAUGAUAGUAAGUAUAAUAAUUUUUUGACGGCAUAUCUCUCUAUAAAUGAUAACCCAAAAUUUUGAAGUCAUCUAUCCUACAGUAUGUAAUUAAUUAUAAUCACAUAGUACCGGAUUCAGAAUACGAGGUCAUCUGCAAAAUCAAACUGAAUCCGUUUAAAGGUAAAUCCAGACCUUUUUGUAUUGCAGAGACCUUCCCAAUACCAAUAUAAAACUAGAUUGAUGCUUAUAAAAACGGUAUGUAAGAUCGCUGUGUUCAACUUGGCCAUUGAUAUUCCUUUAUUUGCAUUAACGUAGUUUCUUCGCUCUAUAUUGGCCUCUUUUAUCUUUGCAUCAGAUGUUAUCUUAUACCUAAUUUGUUACAUCCGAAUAUAUUCCCCCCAACAAACACUCCAUUCAUUCUAUUACUACUAACAUAUGACCACCUUCAACCAAUUAUCUCAGACCAAUCCCUAUCUACCUAGUUGUCGAUUCACACCAAAGUUUCAUCCUCUUGUUGCCUUUAACCUAUAAUCGCUCAUAUGUUCUGUGAUUUCUCGCCCCUCUGAUGAUUCAUUUAUUAUUAACCUAUUCCUUGCGUACUUACUUACACCUUUUACACCCAAUGGAGCAUAGGCUGCCGACCAGCAUUCUCCAACCCACUCUGUCCUGGGCCUUCCUUUCUAGUUCUAUCCAAUUGUUGUUCAUUCUUCUCGUGUCUCUCUCCAUUUCUCGUAAUGUGUUCUUUCGUCUUCCACUUCUCCUUUGGUCUUGAGGAUUACAUGUGAAGGCUUGCCUUGUGACAUAGUUGGUUGCUUUCCUCAAUGUGUGUCCUAUCCACAUCCAGCGCUUCUUUCUGAUUUCUUCCUCCACUGGGAUCUGGUUUGUUCUCUCUCACAGUAGUUUGUUGCUGAUAUUGUCUGGCCAACGGAUCCGAAGUAUUUUG